Thyridium curvatum is the source of this 2094-nucleotide messenger RNA. RefSeq lists its product as uncharacterized. NCBI's taxonomy places the organism in Eukaryota, Fungi, Ascomycota, Sordariomycetes, Thyridiales, Thyridiaceae. The transcript is spliced from 2 exons. The record is from RefSeq and is a predicted model, not a curated record. The coding region runs from base 1 to 2094 and encodes 697 amino acids.
AUGUCUGCCGCAGCACGAAAGCCGCCCGCGGCCGGCAAAGACGGACCCAACAACUCAUCACCCUCCCGCAUCAGCUCGUCGCCCCGGGCCUCCAACGCUGCGACGGCCACGGGCACGGGCACAGCCACGGGCCACGUACGCACACGCUCCCUGCGGACCAGCACGCCCGUGACGGCCCGCCAGCGCCGCGAGUCGCCCCUCAAGGCGGACGCCAACGCCGCAUCGCCCGCAUCGCCAGCACUCGCCGCCUCCAACGCCACUGCAGAAGACGAAGCAGCCCGCGCCGAGACGGUCGCCCUGCUCGACGACCUGCGGGAGCGCCUAUCGCGCGCCGAGAGCGCCCAGGAGCAGUACCAGAAGCAGGCCGAGGUGCUGCAGGCCAAGCUCGACGAGGCGCAGCACGAGCAGGCGCGCCUCGAGGAGAAGGCGCACGAGCACGAGGAGCAGGUCGAGGCCCUGCAGAACGAGAAGCGCGAGGCCGCGCGCCAGAUGCGCGAGAUGGAGACCAUCUACGAGGCCGAGCGCAGCUCCAUGACCAAGGACAAGGAGGAAAUGGCCAACCGCGAGGAGGAGAUGCAGGCCGUCAUCCAGCGGCUCAAGGACAGCCUGGCGCAGAGGACAGCCAACGGCGACGAAGAGGCGCGGCCGUCGAGGCAUUCAAAUAACAACUCACCCAGCGUCGACAGCGGCAGCUUCGCUCCUCCCUCCUCCAUCCACCGCAGCGACUCGCGCAACAACUCCAAGCUCCUGCUCCAAAAGGACAAGCUCAUCGAGUCCCUGCGCCUCGAGCUCGCCGAGGCCCAGAUCAAGCUCGUCGAGUCCGAGAACCAGGGCGGCGGCCGCCUGCGCGAGGUCGAGCGCCUGCUCAUGGAGGCCCGCAUGGCCAACGCCCGCCUGAUGGAGGACAACGAGAGCUACCAGCUGCUGCUGCAGGAGAAGACACUCAAGGGUGACUUUGGUGCCAACGACUUCGCCUACCUGGGCGGUAGUGCGGCCGCAGGCGGCGCCGCCGGAGACCGCACCAGCCGCGUCUCGACCAACCAGGACGCCCUCAACGCCCUUGAGGGCCGCACGGGUGGUGAGGGCGGUGCGUCCACCCUCGCCGACGAGCUGUCCGAGGCCGCCGAGAACGAGUCGGAGAACUACCGCCGCCUCGAGGCCGAGCUCAAGGCGGCCAAGGACCAGAACAAGGCCCUGACGCUCUACAUCAACAAGAUCAUCGAGCGCCUGCUGCAGCACAAGGACUUUGAGCACAUCCUCGACCAGUCGAGCGACUCCAAGCCCGACACCAACAAGGAGCUUCCGCCGGCGCCCUCGUCGGGACCCUCCUUCCUCCAGCGCGCGAAAUCCAUCGCCUACAGCGCCACGGCGACCAACAAGCCCAAGCCGCGGCCCAUGUCCUUCAUGCCGCAGCAGCAGCACCACCACCAGCAGUACCACCAAGACUCGGCGCACGAGAAUCCGGAGACGGCGCCCAGCAUCCCCAUCGGCCUCGGCCGCUCGACCAGCGUUAGGCGCGGUGGCGGGCGGCCCAUGAGCGAGCAGUACACCGCCGGCGCCGGCGCCGCCUCGGUCGUGCACUCCAUGUACCGCGGGCCCGGCGGCGCCGACGGGCCCCUGUCCCCGUCCCUCCGCGGCUCGCAGACCUUCUUCCUGCCGCCGCAGUCGUCGGGUGGCGGCGCCGGCGCCAGUGGUCCCGGCACGCGCACGCCCAGCGGCACAGUGCCCAUGUCCACGAGCGGCAACUUCCCCGGCAUGCGCAGCGAGACGUCGAGCACCUCUGGCGACGAUAACGGCGGCGCCAACGGAGCUGGUGGCGGCGGCGGCGACGCGCAGAGCACGGCGUCUGGGUCCGCGACGCAGAGCCCGCCGCGCAAGGACCACGAGAAGACGGCCUUUACGGGCAGCAAGCCCCGUCCGCUGCGGCUCGUGCAGGAGCAGCAUCCUACUGCCGCUGCCAAUGGCGGCUCCGAAGGGAACAAGCGCGCGAGCUGGUUCGGCGGGUGGGCCUUUGGCAAGAAGGACGAGGCCGGUGCGAGCGCUGGGCCUGCGGCCAUUGCUGAAGGCGGCGGCGAUCCUGCGAAGCAGUCAUGA